UGUUUCAGAACUGAAGGUUGUGUGUUGUCCCACUUUAAAGAGCCGGAAAAUGAGUUUUUGUGAAAAUGGAAUUUCAAAUGGCUAGCUAAUUCUUAUGGCCUGCUCUUCGCGUUACUACCAUUUAAGAAUUGUUGAGCUAAGAGACAGAAAUUCUGGGUCGAUAAAAUGACACAGGCAAACGCCACGAAACCUAAGGCAGCUCCGCCGGAAAAGGAAGGCGGCAAGAGCAAUUUAAACUUGACUUCCGACGAGCUAAAGGAAGAAGGGAAUCGGUGUGUGAAAGCCGGCAAUUUUACUGAGGCCAUUCUUCACUAUACACACGCCAUAAAGCUAAGCCCCUCAGAUGCUAUAUUGUACAGCAACCGGUCGCUGGCGUUUUGUAAACUUCAGCAGUACUACUAUGCGAAUGAGGAUGCCGAGAAAGCUAUUGUUCUGAAUCCCACCUGGGCGAAAGGUUACUAUCGAAAAGCCGAGGUCAGCAUGGGCGUGGGACAGUACGAUACGGCUCUGUUGUCCUACGGGAAGGCAUUGCAGUUGCAGCCCCAAGACAUGGGUAUCAUUCUGGCAGCGAGGAAAGCAGCCUCACUUAGCAAUGCAGACAGACUUGAGGAGAAACGAGCUCCUCUCAUCGGUAGCGCGAUUGGAUGUGUCGUUGGGCUGUGCAUCGUUCUGGCAGACAUGCUGUUGACGGAAAAACCUACGAUAAAGUACACCACAUUGAUGGUACUCGUUGUUCUGAUUAUCGCAGGUAUAGGAUUUGGAAUAGCAAAAAUGAUAAGAUACUACAAACAACAGCAACGUAAAGGUUUGCUUGAACCUCCACUCGACCUGCUGGAAGAGUUUCAAAAAACAAAAGACGACAUCAAUGAAGAUGGGUCCCCGAGUGGUGAACAAAGGCCUGUGAGAAAUCGCUACACCAAAGCGCAAGCAAGGCAACGGCUUAAAAAAGCUAAAUCUUAGUUAGAACCCCUUCGGUGUGACAACAUCUCUUAUGGACCCUAGACAUUCAAGACAGAUUUUAUACGACUAUGGAACAGGCAAUGACUUCCCUAGCAGCCACUGGGAGUCAAAUCUAGUGCACAUAACGAUUCGGCACUACUGUUAGCCACAGAUCUUACCACGGCAUAACGAAUUAUUUGGCGGUUUGAAGUGUUUGUUUAAGACGUCUCGUGCAUCGUGUACGAAGAGGCAUUUAGAUAGGCAGUGCAAUGAGGCUUCGCCGAUUUACGUAUAUGGGAAUUUAUUGGUCGGGAUUUCAGUUCAAUAUACGGCAUGAAAUUUACACAGCGGUCAUUCUUCGAAGGUUUUCUUUUACAUCGCCAGGCAGUAAACGUCACCACAAUGCCGAUACUAUCAGGAUAUUUGUCGAUAUAUCGGACCAGAAAUAAAAGAAACAGCUUGCGA
Messenger RNA from Anopheles bellator, 1404 nucleotides. Its product is annotated as small glutamine-rich tetratricopeptide repeat-containing protein alpha-like. Gene Ontology annotation, molecular function: Hsp90 protein binding. The coding region runs from base 166 to 960 and encodes 264 amino acids. The transcript has 5 exons. The record is from RefSeq and is a predicted model, not a curated record. NCBI's taxonomy places the organism in Eukaryota, Metazoa, Arthropoda, Insecta, Diptera, Culicidae.